This is a messenger RNA of Austrofundulus limnaeus, 722 nucleotides long. RefSeq names its product homeobox protein Hox-B8a. Gene Ontology annotation, cellular component: nucleus. The record is from RefSeq and is a predicted model, not a curated record. Gene Ontology annotation, molecular function: DNA-binding transcription factor activity, RNA polymerase II-specific; RNA polymerase II transcription regulatory region sequence-specific DNA binding. Gene Ontology annotation, biological process: regulation of transcription by RNA polymerase II. NCBI's taxonomy places the organism in Eukaryota, Metazoa, Chordata, Actinopteri, Cyprinodontiformes, Rivulidae.
CUGCGGGCCGGAGGCGAGGCCGGCAGACCUACAGCCGGUACCAGACCCUGGAGCUGGAGAAGGAGUUCCUCUUCAACCCUUACCUGACCCGGAAGCGCCGCAUCGAGGUGUCGCACGCGCUGGCGCUGACGGAGCGCCAGGUCAAGAUCUGGUUCCAGAACCGCAGGAUGAAGUGGAAGAAGGAGAACAACAAGGACAAGUUCCCCAGCAGCAAGAGCGAGCAGGAGGCGGUGGAGCGGGAGAGGCGGGAGAAGGAACUGCGGGAGUCCGGCGCGGGGAGCGGCGGAGGCGGCGAGGAGGGAGGCGGAGGGGCGGGAGCCGUGGGGUCCCAGGGCCCCRUGAGCGAGGACUGCUGCGAGAAAACCCACAAACAAAUGUAGGCAAUGACAGCGGAACUGGACGGAGGGGGGGGAUUUGGGUGAAACCUAAUAGGCAGGGGUGAUGGUGGGUGAGGUUUUUGCUUUGGUCCCUUCAAGACUCAUCAGAUGAGUCUGCAACGACAAGCUGUGAGUUGGACGGGCUGCAGGGGGUCUGCUGACUGUAAAAACCACAGAAAAAUAAAUAAAAUAAAAAUAAUAAUAGAUAAAAAGAGCUGUGAAGCGCCUAAAGACCCCAGCAGCGCUAAGUGAAUCAAACUGAUUUGGGUGGAGCUAACCAAUCAAACGCAAGUGUAGCCUAUCCCCCCACACCCCAUCUCCCUCUCAAAAAAUAAAAUAAAAAAA